Aspergillus puulaauensis is the source of this 624-nucleotide messenger RNA. Its product is annotated as putative isochorismatase family hydrolase. NCBI's taxonomy places the organism in Eukaryota, Fungi, Ascomycota, Eurotiomycetes, Eurotiales, Aspergillaceae. The record is from RefSeq and is a predicted model, not a curated record. Bases 1 to 624 code for a protein of 207 amino acids. The transcript has 4 exons.
AUGGCAGCCGUUUCUAGAGCCUGUCGCAUCCGCAACCCAGCAGUCUUUAUCUGCGACAUGCAAGAAAAGUUCGAAAAGGCGAUCUUCGAAUUUCCAAAAAUCGUAACAACAACGACCAAACUCCUUCGCGCAACUAACACGCUCAACAUCCCGACGUACAUCACGACCCAAAACCGCGCGCGCCUCGGCCCCACGGUCCCCAAGUUGCAAGAGCACCUGCAGGGCCCCAAUGUGCGCGCCGACGUUGACAAGACUUUAUUCUCGAUGAUCACGCCGGAGAUUGAGCAAUUGCUUCCGGUUCCCGCUAAGGGUGAGGCACCAAUUGAUGCGAUCAUUGUGGGAAUUGAAACGCAUAUCUGUGUGACUCAGACAACGCUGGACCUCUUGGAGAAGGGUCAUCGGGUGUAUAUUCUUGUUGAUGGGGUGAGCAGUGUCAAUCCCGAGGAGAGAGGCAUUGCACUGGCGAGGCUUCGGGAUGCGGGGGCGAUUGUGACGACGAGUGAGAGCCUUUUGUUUGAGAUUCUGGCGGAUGCCGGUGACAAGAAUUUCAAGAUGAUUACGGGACUUGUGAAGGAGACGAAGGACGAGACUAAGGAAGCAUUGGAAAAGCUUUCAAAGAUCUAA